GCCAUUAACAACAUAGAGCCUAGUACGCAUGUACAUCGGUUCGAAUUGGUAUACCCCAUUAGCACAGAGGGAUGAAACUGCCAAACCAAAUCCCAGAAUAGUAGACGUAGUGACAACAUGCGUGAAAAUGUAAAUUAGUGAGAUGAAAAGAUAAGAAAGUUAUGAAGAAUCCAGAAGCUCAGAAUUUGGAAGAAGACAAAAAUCGGAUGUACCUGCACCAUUGCAAUUGAUUUUGAGCUCUAUCAUACAAUAUCCCUAACCAUUAGUUACAGGAAUCACGCAAACCCUAACCAGAUAUUCUAUACCCACAAACAUGACUCAGUCCAUUUGUCGAUGACCCCUUAGACUGGUGUCACGUCUGUCUGACAGCUCCUACUUUUUUAUCAACCUACUCCUACACCAAACAACAUUGACUGCCGAGACAGAGAGUGGUUGGCUAUACGAAAUACGUGUCCCAACUAUUUCAAUAGAUAAAGAUUCAUUACCUCAUCAGCCUAUUUGUAAUGUUUACCUGGUACCCUGUGUUUAACCUCCAGCCUCAUCUUUUCAUUACACUUAUGUCCUAUGCUUUCUCUCCUGUAUUUCUUUUCUUGUACAAUCCCUCUAUAGUAAAUAGGUACUUUCCACCUUCCGUUCAUUCGACUGGAAAAAUUAAUUUGUUUUUAUUAUAUCCGGACGAAGAAUGAGUGAAUGUCAGAAGUAGAAGAAACAUUUAAAAGAUUAUUGGCACACAAAGGAGUUAUUGGUGCAAUUAUUGUAAGCUCAGAUGGGAUCGCAGUAAGAACUUCCAUGGAUAACAGUACCACAAAUCAUUACUGUGGUCUUAUUCAACAAUUGGUCGCAAAAUCUCGUUCUGCUGUUCGUGAUUUAGAUCCAUCUAAUGAUUUAACAUUUUUGCGUAUACGAAGUACUCGAAAUGAAAUUAUGGUAGCACCAGAUCGUGAUUACAGUCUCAUCGUUAUACAAGAAACAAGCACAGAAUAAAACGUUUUAUUGUUUAUAUGGUUUUAGAUCCUUAAAGAAAAUAACAAUAUUUAUGCCUAAUAACUAACGGUAACUUAACUUCAUGGUUUUUGGUGCUAUGGUUCGUUUUUUUUCAACGGCUGUUAUUGUCAUUCUAUAUAACUAAUAAAUUGAUCGGCUAAUAAUGUCACAACUAGA
Messenger RNA from Schistosoma curassoni, 1161 nucleotides. The record is from the annotation of a GenBank genome assembly. Lineage: Eukaryota; Metazoa; Platyhelminthes; Trematoda; Strigeidida; Schistosomatidae.